This is a messenger RNA of Vigna umbellata (rice bean), 1041 nucleotides long. RefSeq names its product thioredoxin H-type 9 (gene TH9). The record is from RefSeq and is a predicted model, not a curated record. Lineage: Eukaryota; Viridiplantae; Streptophyta; Magnoliopsida; Fabales; Fabaceae.
UCUUUUUGGUUUUAACAAAAGCAAUUUUCCGAGAAAGAGUCUAAAUGUUGGAACCUGAGAGUUUGUUUACUUUGCUCUGCACUUCUGGGAGGUCUUGUUAUGGCAUUGUUGCUGGGAAUGGAUGAAAUGAAAUUGUUUGAGAAAUAAACCAUGUGCAAUGUCUAAUUAUGCAGUGUAAAUGUCUUUUGAUGUCCCUUUAUAUUCUGCUCGUUUUCCAAUUGGUUUCUACUAAGCAAACACUACUCUUCUUGUGAUCGUGGAGGAGUGGAGGUUUUCUUGCUCUCUGCUUCAACUUGACGAGUGUUGGGAAUGGAAUAAUAAUGUUUGAAGAGCAUCCAUCCAUUAAAGUUCACAAGUUUGAGGUUCUCAAACAGUUAAAUGGGGAAUUGUGUGGCUAAUAAGUCUCAAGCUAAGGAUAGUGAUUCUGAUCAUGAUGUGGAGUUUGCUGCUGGCAAUGUGAAACUUAUUACCACCAAAGAAGCUUGGGACCAAUAUUUGGAAGAAGCUAGGAGGGAUGGCAAAAUUGUGAUUGCGAAUUUCAGUGCAACAUGGUGUGGUCCUUGUAAGGUGAUUGCGCCAUAUUACUGCGAGUUAUCUGAGAAAUACACAUCCAUGAUGUUCUUGCUAGUAGAUGUGGAUGAACUAACUGAGUUCAGCACUUCAUGGGACAUCAAAGCCACACCAACUUUCUUCUUUCUUAAAGAUGGACAACAAGUUGACAAACUUGUAGGAGCCAACAAGCCAGAGCUGCAGAAGAAGAUUGUUGCCAUCAAUGAUUCACUUCCCGAAUGCAAGCAGUGACUGUUUUCUCAUUCUUCUUCUUGUGCCCUUUGUCCUUUCACAAGUCACAACCAUUGUUCGCAUGUUUUAAUUUUGCUGUGAGUGUAGUUGUAUUUUUCCUCGGAUGUAAAUAUGAAACAUGUGUGUCACAUGAAUUACUUCAAUUCAGAGUGAUGAUGUUGUUGUAGUUAGAAUAAGGCUGUUCUGCAAAUGUAACAAUUUGUUGUGUUUUGUUGUUUGAGAAAAUUCAAUUUUGUAUCA